UUCGAGUCGCACGACUACGACCCGAUCGACAACGACGUCGAGGAGGAGGCGCGACGGUCGCGGAAGCGCGGCGAGUACGCCGAGUACGAGACGUGGAAGUGGCUCAUGUCCGUGCUCAUCGGCCUCGUCAUGGGAUUGAUCGCGUUCACCGUGGACGGGCUCAUCGAGAAGUUCAACGACAUAAAGUUCGGAGCCGCGACGAGCGUGAUCGAGCGCGACAGGUCCGCGCGGUUCGGCGCGUGGUUCGUCUUCGUCGCGUUGGCGUGCCUUUUAGCCGCGGUCGCCGGCGCGUUCGUGUCGUACGUCGAACCGCUCGCCGCGGGCAGCGGGAUCCCGGAGGUGAAGACGUACCUCAACGGCGUGCAUCUGAAGGGCCUCCUGAAGCUGCGGACGAUCAUCGCGAAGCUUGGCGGGAUCGCGUUCAGCAUCGGAAGCGGUCUCAUCGCGGGGAAGGAGGGCCCGUUCGUGCACGGCGGCGGGCUCGUCGGCGGCGGGUUGUCCGCGUUCGGGUCGCACACGCUCGGAUUUAAGACGCACAAGCCCGCGUGCUUUCGUAACGACGCGGAUAAGCGCGACUUUGUUGCGAUCGGGACCUCCGCGGGCGUCGCCGUCGCGUUCGGCGCGCCCAUCGGCGGGAUGUUGUUCACGCUGGAGGAGGGCGCGUCGUUUUUGUCCAACAGCAUGAUGUGGCGCGCGUUCCUCGCGACGUGCACGGGCGUCCUCGUCACGCACUGGCUCAACCAGCUCGACUUCGACGCCGGGGACUUCGCGCGCGCCAAGUUCGGGACGCACCGCGAUUUCGGGCUGUACACCGACGACGAGGCGAACUACUCGAGGAUAUUCUGGUGGUACUUUUGGGAGGUGCCCAUAUUCGCCGCCGUCGGCUGCCUCGGCGGCCUCGCCGGCGCCUUCUUCGUCAACGUAAACGUCAAGAUCACGAUGUGGCGCCAGUCCUGGAUCCCCGUGAAGAACCGCGCGCGGCGGCACCUCGAGGUGGUGUUCAUCUGCUUCGUCACCGCGACUUUGUGCUUCGUACUCACCGCCGCGUCGCCGUGUCGACGCGACGCGAUUCGCACGCAGUUUUUCCGACAGCUGUACUGCGACGACGGCGAGUACUCCGCGUACGGGCAGCUGUUCUUCUCGCCGUUGUCGCAGUCGUUCAAGUAUCUGCUGCACCUCGGCGAGGUGGGCGAGUUCGGCGGCGACGCGCAGAACCCUGGUCAGCACGCGUUCGACAUGGACGCGCUGAUUCUCUAUUGGCUCAUAAUGUUCACGCUGAUGACGUGGACCUACGGCAUCGGCGCGCCCACCGGGCUGUUCGUCCCGUCGCUCACCGUCGGCGCCGCCAUGGGGCAGAUUGUCGGACGGACCGUCCACGCGGCGGUGGCGUCGACGGGGAGCACGCUGACGAUCGAUCUACACACGUACGCGGUCAUCGGCGCCGCCGCGAGCCUCGGCGGCGCGACGCGGAUGACGGUGUCGAUCACGCUUCUCGUCAUGGAGACCACCGGCGCGAUGCAGCUCAUCAUCCCGCUCAUGAUCACCAUCUUCUUCGCGAAGACGGUGGGCGAUAAGUACUCGUACGGCAUCUACGACACGCACAUCAAGAUCCGCGGCGCGCCGUUCUUGAACGAGCCGGAGCUCACCGGUCCGGGGCUGGACAAGCUGCGCGUGAACGAGGUGAUGGCCGCGAACAUGGUAUCGCUGAAGCCGAUCGCGAAGGUGCGCGACGUCGUGGACGCGUUGACGCGGACGUCGCACGGCGCGUUUCCGAUCAGCGAGGACGACCCUCCGGGGACGCCGGGCAACCCGGGGGAAACGAUCGAGCUCCACGGAUCCAUCACGCGCGGGUUGCUGCUCAAGAUGUUGACGCACCGCGUGUCGUUCUUUAACCCCGCGAUCGAGGGCGGUAGAGACAGGAGAGACGCGCUGUACGAGACGGCGACGGAGCGCGACGAGCUGUUGGAGAAGUUGAAGCAGAUUCCGUUCAAGUCGCCGGGCAUCGAGGCCAUCGCGCCGUCGCUGAGCCGCGGCGACAUGGAGCUGUCGAUGGAUCUCACGCGGUUCAUGCAGCGGCAUCCGUUCAUCGUGCACGCGGACGCGAGGCUAUCGCGCGCGUACCGCCUGUUCCGAACGAUGGGGCUGCGGCACCUGUACGUCACGCCGUCCAAGCCGCAGAUCGUCGGCGUCGUCACUCGGAAGGAUCUG
Molecule: messenger RNA, 2208 nt
Organism: Micromonas pusilla CCMP1545
Lineage: Eukaryota; Viridiplantae; Chlorophyta; Mamiellophyceae; Mamiellales; Mamiellaceae
Product: chloride Carrier/Channel family
Exons: 2
Biological process (GO): transmembrane transport; chloride transport
Cellular component (GO): membrane; intracellular membrane-bounded organelle
Molecular function (GO): voltage-gated chloride channel activity
Source: RefSeq, a predicted model, not a curated record